AUGGUUGUUGUAUGUGCCUCUAGUUGUUAUAAAUGGAUUGCAAUUGGAUGUUCAAGGACUACGAGUCAAUACAUUCUAGGGGUUGAGGAGUUCAUCGCAUGUGCAGUUUGUUAUCAGUUGAAGAAUGGUGACGAGUCAAUACUUUGCCCUUGUUCUAAUUGUGAUUGUUCUAGGAGGUUUUGUAAUGUUGAUAAGAUUAGGGAACAUUUAGUUCGUCAUGGCUUUAGGUUGAACCAUACAAGGUGGAUAUGGCAUGGCGAGAGUGUUAACCAUGGGGAGUGCAAUAUUAACUAUGGGCACUCAGGAAGCACCUUCGGUGGUGAUAAUGAUAUCCACGAUGACGAUAAUGGUAGCGAUGAUAUGGAUAAUGAUGAGAUGGACUACGUUGAGUAUGAUGAGAUAAAUGAGAUGAUGCAGGAUGUAGAAGACUAUCUUAAUGAUCAAUCUAGUAUGUAUGAGACUUUAUCGAGUGCUGCGAGCAAGCCAUUGUAUCCUGGUUUCUCUAAGUAUAGCAUCUUAUCUGCUAUGUUGAAGUUGUAUAAUAAGAAAGCAAAAUACAACUGGUGUGAUAAGAGUUUCACUUCUCUAUUGGAAUAUUUGAAAGAUAUGUUUCCGGAAGGGAAUGAAAUUCCGAUAUCUAACUAUCGAGCAAAAAAGAUGCUUUUUCCUAUGGGUAUUGAGUACCAAAAGAUACAUGCAUGUCCGAAUGAUUGUAUAUUGUAUCGGAAAGAGUAUGAAGAUCUCCACAAGUGUCCAAGAUGUGGGUUAUCGCGCUACAAGCGGAAGAAAGUGGAUGGUACACCAGAUGAGAAAGGACCUCCAGCAAAGGUGUUGUGGUAUCUUCUGAUAAUACCAAGAUUUAAACGUUUGUUUGCGAAUAACAAGGAAGCAAAGAAUUUAAGGUGGCACGAAGAAGGGAGAAAGAAAGAUGAAUAUCUUAGACAUCCCGUCGAUUCUCCACAAUGGAAGAAUUUUGAUGAGAAGUUCGACGAUUUCGGUAAGGAAAUGAGAAAUUUAAGGCUCGGUCUUUGCACGGAUGGAAUGAACCCUUUUGGCACACUUAGGCCAAAACAGUCAGGAAAUGAUAUUGAUGUUUACUUAGCACCACUUAUUGAUGAUUUGAAAGUUCUAUGGAAUGAAGGUGUUCCCGUGUUUGACUCUUACACCGAAAUAAACUUUACUUUGCGUGUUAUGAUAUUUUGUACUGUGAAUGAUUUUCCGGCAUACGGAAACUUAUCGGGUUAUAUUAACAAGGGAGAAAAAGCAUGUCCAAUUUGUGAAGAUGAUAUGGUGGGAGAGUACUUAGAAUAUUGUAAGAAGAACAUAUAUUGUCAUACUCGUAGGUUGUUACCUCUUGAUCACCCUUAUCGAAAGAAGAAAAAACCGUUCAAUGGGAAAACAAAGGUUCGAGUUUCCCGUCCUCCUCUUUCUGGAAGUGAGGUGUACGAGCGGGUCAAAGAUAUCAACACAGUCUACGGAAAGCCUUACAAGGCUAUAAAAUGA
This is a messenger RNA of Spinacia oleracea (spinach), 1503 nucleotides long. RefSeq lists its product as uncharacterized. The transcript has 2 exons. The coding region runs from base 1 to 1503 and encodes 500 amino acids. The record is from RefSeq and is a predicted model, not a curated record. NCBI's taxonomy places the organism in Eukaryota, Viridiplantae, Streptophyta, Magnoliopsida, Caryophyllales, Amaranthaceae.